This is a messenger RNA of Melozone crissalis (California towhee), 416 nucleotides long. RefSeq names its product glycophorin C (Gerbich blood group) (gene GYPC). The record is from RefSeq and is a predicted model, not a curated record. Gene Ontology annotation, cellular component: membrane; cortical cytoskeleton. NCBI's taxonomy places the organism in Eukaryota, Metazoa, Chordata, Aves, Passeriformes, Passerellidae. Bases 64 to 345 code for a protein of 93 amino acids. The transcript is spliced from 3 exons.
UCAGUUCUGAGCAGGGAAGAGAGGCUGUCAACACAAAUAAGGCAUUUUUCAAAGGCGUAAAUUAUGAGUUCCCCAAACAAUGCGACAUCUCAACCACAUGGAGAAGUGGAGAGCCCCACAGCUGGAGCAGAUGUGGCUGUUAUUGGAGGUGUGAUUGCUGCCGUGGUGUUCGUCCUCAUCUGCCUGCUGGUGGUGAUGGUGCGCUACUUGUACAGGCACAAAGGCACCUACCACACCAACGAGGCCAAGGGAACCGAGUUCGCCGAGAGCGCCGACGCCGCUCUGAAGAACGACCCCGCUCUCCAGGAGGCAGUGGAUGAGAGCAAGAAGGAAUAUUUCAUCUGAGAGGCAAGGAUUUCCAUGGAGACUUCCCUGGGGGAAUCAAUCAGAAAUGUAACGUCAAUAGAAGUACUAAG